Molecule: messenger RNA, 1079 nt
Organism: Aplysia californica (California sea hare)
Lineage: Eukaryota; Metazoa; Mollusca; Gastropoda; Aplysiida; Aplysiidae
Product: solute carrier family 22 member 21
Biological process (GO): transmembrane transport
Cellular component (GO): membrane
Molecular function (GO): transmembrane transporter activity
Source: RefSeq, a predicted model, not a curated record
CUUCUGGCGCUCAUAUGACCUUAUGCAGUUGCGAGCGCCGUAAAACCUCUACUAAAACGAAGUCAUCUGUUCUUCAUUGUUCUCUGUCCUUUCUAUAGUGGGACCUUGUGUGUGAUAUGAGCUGGGUCAAGCCAACCACAACGUCUGUACAGAUGGGCGGCAUCUUGCUCGGUGCCCUGGUGGCAGGCUGGACAAGUGACCGGUUCGGGCGAAAGAAGUCCCUGUACUCGUUCUCUCUAGAGCAUCUCAUAUUCAACCUUGUAGCAGCCUUCUCGGUGAACUGGGAAAUGUUUGCUGUGUGUCGCUUCUUUAUUGGCAUAGGACUUGGUGGCAUAAUGGUGGUGACAUUCCCCUACAUGGUAGAGUUUGUGCCCACAAAGUGGAGAGCGAUGUUGGGCCUCAUGCCUUUCACAGCUCUGAACAUGGGUAUCUAUACAGCGGCAGCGAUCCUGCUCGACAACUGGUCCCAUCUGCACAUCGCCUGCGCUGCAUUCUCUAGUCCCUUUUUUAUAGGAUGGUUCUUCGUGCCAGAAAGUAUCCGCUGGCUGACUGUGACAGGCCGAGUGGACGAGGCUGAGGCAGUUGUCCAGCAGCUGGCCAGGGUCAACAAGAGGUCACUGCCAGAGAAGACCAGGUCCACUCUCCAGAGAAUCGCUGACCAGGAGAAAGAGUCGAGGGAGUCCGGAAAGAAGCACACGUACCUUCAUUUGGUCCGGGAUUGGUCAGUUGCCAAACUGACCAUCAUCCUGUGUUUGGACUGGACAGCAAAGUCCUGGAGUCGUACAUCGCCAUUACAGCACUGACCACCAUCAUCCUGUCUAGCCUGUUGAUUCUGCCGGAGACAAAGGACAAGUCUCUCGCCGACAGCCAACACGCCGCGGUGCUACAGCGCUCCUCGGGAAAAGACCAUAGUGACGACGUUAUUGGUCUGGGUCUACACCAGAUGAGCGGGGAGGACAACCGCACGUUCUCCGGAGAAAACAUUUUUACCGUCAACAAUUACUUGCCGAGUUUGAAUGGGAAGUCAGAGAGCUUCACAACUGGGUUGAAAGAAACAGACAACAUAUCUUGAAUAUACA